Closterium sp. NIES-65 is the source of this 4086-nucleotide messenger RNA. The record is from the annotation of a GenBank genome assembly. Lineage: Eukaryota; Viridiplantae; Streptophyta; Zygnematophyceae; Desmidiales; Closteriaceae.
AUGGUGUCAGAUCUACGCCGCCCUAAUCCUUGCGCUCUGCAUUGUUGUAUGCAGAAAGUUCCCGAUACCGUUCGGGACUCGGACGUGGGCUCCGGCCUGCUAGCAAUGAGCGCGUUGAUCUGGGUUGUGAGGCGGUUCCAUCUCCUCACCGGUGACCUCUGUCGCAUUGCCACCAGCAUGGACAAGCCCACCGUCUCGGGGUUGAAGGCGCUGCGGAACGAGAUGGUAGCCCUCAUCAAGAAGCAAGUCCCGCUCAUACGGUCGGGGAAAAUCGUUGUUGCUGCCGACGCCUGUGACGACGACGACGAGGAAGUCCAUUCUGCAUCCGUAGCAGUAGGGGUCGCCCCGAACGUCGCUGAUGAGCGUGGCAAGUCGGGAGUCGGCGUCGACGAGGCUGAUGCGGCCGCAGGAAAGGGGGUGACCGGGACUGAGGUUGUUCACGGGGAUGAUGAUGGGGUCCAGGAUCGCGAGGAGGAACGUGAGGGUGAGGGGGGCUCUGAGGAGUCGUCGUGGUCGAGGUCGGGGUCGGGGUCGGGGUCGGGGUCGGGGUCGGGGUCGGAGUCGGAGUCGGAGGAGGAGCAGGAGCAAGAGCAGGAGACGCAGGAGCAAGAGAGGCAGCACCAGGAGGAGCAGCUGGUAGAGGUGGAGGACGUGGAAAUGGCGGAGGGGUACGUUGUUGGAGGAGCGGAGGAAACGGGUGGGAGAUCGGCGGAUGUCGAGAACGACGAAGGGGAGGGGAAGGGUGCGACAGCGGAUCUCGGCGAGGUCGGCGUGGAGGCGGCUCACGGAGAUGGUGGCAUGGUCGAGGUCGGUGAAGGGGAUAACGCCGCGGUCCCGAAGCAGAGGGACGUGGAUGUGCAUACCGAUGCCACCGCGGAGAAGGCCGGGGGGGAGCGGUCUAGGAGGAAGAAGGCGGCGAGCGGUCAUCCCGGUUCCACCGCGACUGGGCGGCAGGCGCGGCUGGACGUCGUCCAUCAGCUGAGAGCGGAGAACAGGCGAUUGCGUGCAGACAAUGCACGCCUUGAACGGCGGCUCGGUGAGCAGACGGGGCGUGUCGACAGCUUGGCGGCGGCUUUAGCUGGGCUCCUCGAGAAGGUGAAGGGUUUGACCGCCCAGGUCGCCGACACCGACCGGAAAUCGGAGGAGCGCCUCAAAGAGGCCACGUCGACCAUGGCGACCACAAUCACCGAGGGCCUGACCGACAACAUGGACAGCGCAAUUCAAUCGCCCAAGUCCUUCGCCGAGCUAGCGAGGCAGAUGCUGCUGGAUCUUGACGACCCCAAGGGACGAGCGGCGGUCGCACGCGCGACCGCGGUGAAGACAUUGACCGAGCACGUUUCGGCUGAGGUGGGCGAGGCGAGGAAGGGAUUGGAGGAGUCGUUCAUAAAAUACAUCGGCGCCGCGCAGACCAACAUUGCCGCCGCCGUCUCGCCCCGCCUAGUCCAGCCGUCGCCGCCGACCGCCCCAGCGCAGGCCUUGCCGGAAGAUUUCCUGAAGUCUUUCAAGGAGGACGUGCUGAAGGCGGUGACGGAGACCACGCAGCAGUUCUUUGUCGCCUCCGGACUGAAGAUAAUGACCGAGGUCGUCGGCACGGUGGCGACUCCUCGGCGUGGGUCGUCGCCGUCGGCAAACGACGCCGGCCAAGCGCAACCUACGGAGGGCUUCAAGCUGGGUCACAAGAGGGGGGGAGGCGGCGGGGGGGGCGACGGGGACAAUUCGGCGAACACGAAGCGGAGCAAGGGAGGCGGGGGGUCUCGCGUCGCCGGCGACGGGAGCAAGGGGGGCGGAGAAGGAGGCGGCGGGGGGAGGGGGGGACGGAGACGAUUCGGCGGGCGCGAGUCGGACCAAGGGAGCGAUUGCACGGGCCAUGGUGGUGGGGGUCCCGCCGACGAGCAUGCCACUGGUGACGCACUGCCAAUGGCUCCGCCUUCGGUCGGCGUUAAGCCACCACGACAGGGUAGCGGUGAGAAAGGGCUGCGCGACAAGGAGAAGGCCGCCGCCAAAACGGCCCUAGGCGGGUCCGGGAAAGCUGACCAGGGCCCAAAGACAGGGGUUGCGGAGGCGUCAGCGGUUCCUCACCAGUCUCCCGCGGGUGCACGCCAUCCGACCGGACCGUCUGCGGGGCGACCUGCCGACGUCCCGCGCCAUGCCGACGUACCGUCUGCCGACAAGCCCCCCCCUGCUGUCGACGUCCCAUCGGCCAGUGUGCCACGUGUAGUGCCGGUCGUCGCCGCCCGUACUCCUGCAGACCCAAAGUCCGAGUUGCUGCGCGCCCAGCUGAGCGCACUAGCGUCGACUUCGAGGACUCAGCAGGCUUCUGGCUCUGGCGCUAAGCCGUCGUCGGCGAAUGUCGCACCACCCACCCAUGUGGCAGCUGAUGUGGAGAAGGCGGCGGAGAAGGGCGUUCGUGCCGCGCUUGCCACCGGCGGCGGCACCGUUGAGGAGGUCCCCGCAGACGCUGAUAUCGCUGCCAUACAAGCCCAUCUAGAUGUAGCCAAUCCCCGAACCCUGGCCAUCUCCGACACGGCACAUGUGGAGCCUUUGGCGGGACUCGUCGGCAUUGCGGCAGAGCCUAGUGUAACCGGUGAUGCGGUCGGUGAAGGAAAGUCGAAACGGAAGGGGAAGGCGGGCUCACAGAGGAAGACGCGGGAGAAGUCGGAUGUGAAGGCGGCGGAUAAACAGAAGGGGAUGGCGGCGGAGACGGCGGCGGAAAAAGAUGGAGGCGGCAUUGCGGAGGUUGAAGGGAAAGGGGAGAAUCAGGAGAAGUCGCCCGGCGAGGGUACGUCGAGGGGGAGGAAGGGGAAGGACAAGUCGGUCGGAGAAGGUGGGUCGACCGGGAGAAAGGGGAAGGAGAAGGCGGUCGGCGAGGGUUCCUCGAAGGGGAGAAAGGGAAAGAGGAAGGCGGAGGAGGAGGAGGAUGAGGAUAUUGAGGAGGUGGAGCAGGUCGAGCAAGAGGAAGAAGAGGAGGAGGAGGAGGAGGAGGAGGAGGAGGAGGAGGAGGAGGAGGAGGAGGAGGAGGAGGGGAAGGGCAAGGAGAGGAGGGGUCAUGGCAUCCGACACGAUACCUCGGGCGACAAGCAAGGGUGGGUGGGCAAGAUUAAGGUGCACGGCAUCAAUCGAUACAUCGGCAAGUUGCGGGACAAGAUGGAGCUCGCGUACGUUCACUCCAUCGCGUACGUCAUCUACGACGGUUUCGUGAGCAAGGUGCUCAUGACCGAGCUCACCGGCCUGGACAGCGCCGAAUUGGAGAGGUGGAAGGAGGUGUGGGAAGAGGUCAAGAUCUUGCCGACAGGGAUGUGGACGGUGAUGUGGGCCCGGGGUACGCUCCUUCCAAAGACACGGCUGACUAAGAUCCUCGACGCGUAUCGCCAUUACAAGUCCACAGGUGAUGGUCUCCACGCCGCGCUCAUGCCAGCGAUAUGGUACCCAGUCGAUGCUAGCACCGAGGAAGGCCGGGAGAAGUCGGCGUCCAUGCUGUCGGCGAUGAUAGGCCGGGUGUCAAUGUGCGCUGCGUAUGGGAAGACCGCUGCGGCAGCGGCGAAGAAGGAGGGAGACAAGGAGGAGAGGACGGAUAUGGCGGCAUGGGCAUUAGCAGCAUCCGCAUGCGCUGUGUGGUGCUUCGUCGAGAACGGCGAUGCCCAGCUGGCGGAUGCUGUGGAAGAAGGGAAGUCGGCGGCGAUCAUCGGCGGAGCGAGCCAGGCGACCGCCAAUGUAUUCGGAAAAGUCAUGGAGGCGGUGCUGAACGCCGAGAUGAAUAGGGACCGCCCCCUGGGAGAGGUUGCUUACAACGUCGCGCCAACACUCCAGAGGACCGCCCUAGAUAGGGUCUAUCCGGGGGGGAAUGCUGGAGUAGAUGCCGACGUUAUCGCUAGAGCGACGGUUGAAACGAUGGCGUUUUGGGGAAUGUGCCCCGUCGCUGGGCCGGAACUAAGAGCGAGGGACAUCGCGGUGCUGAUUGACGUGCAGAUGAAGGCCGAUCUUGACAACAGGGGGAGGAAGGGUCUGAGGGGCAAGAAGGGGACGAAGGCCAAGGGCGGCACGGGGAAGAAGGGCAAGAAGGUGAAGAAGGACAGCACGACGGCCUAG